CUGUAUAAUUAGUUUGCCAUGGCUGCCGGACUCUCGCGUCCCCGGUAUCAAAUUUGAUGACAGAGAAAUUGACCGUCCUCUCGUUUUGUUUCUUCUGGUCGAAACAUCCUUAGGUUGGAAAUAUAAUUCGACGAAGAAGAAAAUAAUUUUCUUCAAAAUCUAAAGUUGGCCAUGGUGAGUUUGUCUCCAGAUGUUUGUUGUCUGUACGCUUGAGGCGGCUAAACUCGCUAUGACUUUCCUCAAAUUUAUCUUCCUCUUUUCAAAUCGCAAAUGCUUAAUUUUAUCCUGUGGCUGUUUCUUGGUAGCUUUGUUUACUGAGUUUUCAACCGAAUUUAGUCCUCCUAAAGUUUCCGAUUUAUAGCUGUCAUUAUUAUGACAAUUUAUUUUGAAUUAAUAAAUUCUCUGAUUACUUUCAUUUACGGCAUCUAUCUGAUGAUCUCUUCAGGGCUUCAUGUAAUAUUUCGCACAUGAGCUUAAGCUCACUGAUUAAUUUUGAUGUCAUUUUAAUUAUUUGGACAAUGACGCGAAAAUGACGCGCGAAAUUAUUAAUUUUUGUUAUCUAAAUACUUGAUCGAUAACAAAGUCGUAAACAUUCUCAUGAAUAUGCGAAAAUUAUUAAGGAUUUUUUUUUACUUCAAUCUCAUUGAUCACUGUUCUGUUAUAGGACAUUGGAUUAAAUGAGCAUCAUCAACAAAUUGUGGUAAACUACCUUAGAUUUGCACGUUAUGGCCGAGGACAGAGACUCAGGGGAAUAGAUGCAUCUUUUGAGGAACUAAAAGACAGCAGGUAUGAUGUAGACAGUAUUGUGUCACUCCUAGUCUCAUUACAACUAACUGCACCUGGAAUGUAUCUUAUUAUCCAACUGCACAGAGGAGAGUACAAAUAAUGCGCCAGUAGAGUACAAAUCCUGCAAUAUUGUACAGUUAUUUGGACCAUUGGUUAUUCUGUACAAUUAAAAGAACUUGUUUAACCAGUCAGCUGUGCAUGCUACACUCCUCUAUCCACUUUGCUUUUCCCACCUCAUGAGAAACGAGCAGAAAGACUUAACAGAAAAAAAGCAGUCGGAUAUUAAAAACUUAUUAGAUGUCUUGGUGUGUAGUAUCGCUGAAUAUUUUUACUUGCAGUUUGUGUUUUGACUAUAUUUAGCUAUAAUACACACCAAAAUGUCUAAUAAGAUAUAUGUACUAUCAGUGGAAUGGUCAGGGUUUGAAGAAGUAGCAAAGGUUUAUGCACAGACCUCGUACUGUAAAGUUCCUGGGGUGGAGUACAAGGCCAUACCUGAAAAUAGCUCAUUGGUUUAUCUCCUGCCACUUUAAAGUUGAAAGUUUUAUGGUAUAUAUUUCCAUUAUUUAGAACCUCAUUUCAAAUUUGUUUUUCUAUCUCCUAAUUUUACCAGGAUGAGUUAGUGUACAUGGGAUUUGAGAAAGUGGGAGAGGGAGGGUUAAUAGGGGGAAUGGAAAGCAGGCAAAUAAGUCCUAUGAGGAAAGAAUUAUUACCACAGUGAGCACCAGUAACUUAUUAUUUUGAUAUUGUUUAUCUUUCAGGCCAUUUAUUUUUAACUGACUUACUUUUAACCUGAAAUUCAUCCUUUAGCCAAUGAUUAAUCCAGACCAAAAAAAGGGAUUGAUACCAUAGAAUGAUUGCUUACACAGACUUGUAGAAGACACAUACACUCUUGAUGAAGUGACAGACAUGUUAGAUGGCCUUUGUGCAGUGGUUAGAGGAGAAGUUGAAUCUGAACUCAUUAACGCUGCACACACCAAUGUUCUUCUCCUGAGGCAAGUGUUUAGUCAAGCUGAGAAAUGGCAUUUGAAGCUACAGGCUGACAUAUCAGAACUGGAAAAUAGGUAAGGAGUAUGUUUAUUUAAUGGCUCUUUAAUCUUCAGAUUUAAAUCGUCAUUUGUUUUUCACCUAUUUGCAGAGAGCUUAUAAAUGAAAUUGCAAAGUUUGAAGAAAGGGAAUUCUCUCCCGGUGCACAAAGCUCACAGGUAUAGUUUUCAUGUCAUUAUUACAAAAUGAACAAGUUUAACAACUACAAAUGUCUGUUGAACAAAAAUUAAAAAGAUUAAAAAAAGGUAAAAAGUUACCUUCUGGAAAUGAAUUUUUCCAGGAUGAUGCAUAUCCUGGAAAUAAUGCAUGCUGUGUGCUUUGGAAGUAUCCAAUCUUUUGGCCAUAUUAUCAUUAUUGUAAGGGAUGGAUAUACUGAUGGCUGUUACUAUCUUGAGAAUAAUGUACUUUUGCUAUGUGGACAUUUAUCCAUUGGAUAGCAAUUUUACUAAUCUUUGGUUUAGUGUUUACCACCCUGCAGUUAAGUUAGGUGUUAACACAGCAAAUGGUUUGAACCCAGUGGUAGUAGAGGUUAGGUGUUAAUGUUAAACAUCUUACAAAUUUUUAAUUCAAGCCUGAAUUUUUUUUUGGUUUUAUUUCUAAUAAAAUUUUAUUUUAGUUGUGUUUAUAACUACAAUGAUCUUUCUUCUUUGAAAUUUUCCCCCCUUUAUCAUAACUUAAACCUAAGAUUGACAAUCCUUGAUUAAAUAACAUGUAUUUGCCACUCCAGAGUCUGAUACAUGUAUAUAUCCACUUGUCUCAGUUUUUUUUUUUCCUCCUGUUAGACUAAGCUGUCCAAACUGUCCCAAACCUCAAAGCUUGAACCUUUAAAUGAGGGUGGAGGUGCAGCAUUACUUCAAAUAGUAAGUUGAUAAAUUUACUGAAUUGUUGCCAUAAGGGGUAAAUCUCAGAUGGACCUCUUUGCUUCCUCCUCUAGCCCUGACCCCUCCCUUCUUCACUUUGUCUCAGCAUUGUUUCAAUAUCUUUUGGGAUUCAUGGUUGUCCCUGAAGAGAAAUUGAGGAGGGAGGGGAUGAUAACAUUUCAAAUGAUUGGGAAUGUACUAAAAGUGAUGAAAAUUACAUCACUCAGUGUUUGCUUGUAUCAUCUGUUUUGAUUAUUCUGCUUGCAUUUUUUACAAUUGAUUAUAACUGAUAUUGAACAAUUAUUGUCCAUUAGUAGCAGCUUUACAAAAUUCAACUAAUGCGUGACAUGUCUAAUCUACUUGUAUUCAUGACAAUUCAGAACUUACAAAUGUCUAAAUUUUCAUCUCUUCAGUUUUAGUAUGGAGUCAUGAAUAUCAUGAAUAUCAUGACUCCAUAGAAUGACCCCUGGUCAAUAUUUGAUGAGGUGUUGUGAAACAUUAUAUUAUUGGUUAAUUUCUGAAAAAGAGAGCAGGCUUUGUCUAAUUUCAAACUGAUUAUGAAUAAUUAAUGAAACAAGCUUUUUAUUGUCAAUUGUUCAUCAUUUAUUUAUUGAGUUGUCUUUCAAAUACUUCUAAACUGCAUCUUUAUUGGUGGGUUCAUUAUGUUCUAUGAAAUAAUGCCCCUUACCUAAAUCAAACAUUUAAAGUAGAGUUUACUGUUCACAGCUCAUUUUACAGAGUACAGAUUUGUAUGGUUUAAACCUUCUUAAAUAUGCACAACCAAUAUUUUUUAUUUAUUAUUUUUUUUUUUUAAGGAAGGUAGAGUUUAUUUUCAGAUAUUUUUUCACCUCAAACAUAAACCACAAUACACUUGAACUUUUAAUUAUUCAUUACAAAUGACUGUGAUGUAUCAGAUGUUCUAAAUGUUACAAGCAUCACACAACUCCAUGGAAACAGUUUGUGUAUUUACAAGAUAUAUAUACAAUGAUGAUAACCUGCUAAAAGAGUAUAUAAAGUGAUCUGUUGUGGAUGAUUGUGAAGAUUGAUUACAAAAGUCCGUGCUGUAGAAAUGAUUCUUUUACAACUGUCAGAAAAAGAACUCCUAACAGAACUGAUUAGGGAUCAGCAAAAGGUAACUACAACUUGGAGUGUUUCACUUCAGAUGGAUGGAUCUAAACACAUCACUUUGAAAUAGAUAGAAUUUUAGUUUUAACAUAAGGUGAUAUUAUUUUAUGGCUCUUAAUCAUGUGUUGGCAUUUCAGAAACCUUGCUGCAGCUGAUGACUUGAAGCCUUUGCUUUGAUGUUAUUUACCCUCAUAUAAGUUGAGCUUACCGAGGGGAUAUAAUUUUUACAUGAUUGAUCAGAGUCUAACAAAUUUAUCUCUGUUAUUUUAGGUUGAUUACCAUUGUUAUCUGAUAUUGUUAACACUUUCUAUGGGGGCCUUAAUUUACCAGUCUAUCCUGAUCUCUCAUAAGAAAUAUCAUCUUGCAUGUUGUAUACAAAUUCUUUUGCAAGAUUCUUCAGAUAAGCUUUAUAAGCAAAACUUAUUAUGAUAGGCAUUCCAUUCAGCUAACAAGAUGUUUUGUUUCCUAGGAAAUAAACCGCUUGAAUGAGGAAAAUUCAAAACUCAGAGAUCGCAUCAAAAUUUUGGAAGGAAAGGUGUGACUAUUAAAUCUGAAAUAAUCUUCCAUCAUUACAAUGGUUUUUCAUUUGGUAUUACUUAAAAUGCUUUUUAAACAAGUUUGAUCCUAUUUUUGUCUGGUCUUCAUAAUUUGACAACUUGUAGUCAAAAGCAAAGCAAACCUUUAUGAAAAACUGAUCCAUGUUUUUCGUUUGCCUUUUUGUUUAGGCAACAAGUGCUAUUGGUGAAAGAAGUAAACUUCAAGCUGAUCUGGAAAGUACCCAAGCAGCUUUGAAAGCAAAAGGCAAUGUUAAGGUUUGUCCAGUACCUGACAUAUCUUUAAGAUUUGGUCAAAUUGUUGAAUCAUACUCAUUUAUUUUUUAUCCCUUUAACUCCCAAGAUCUGAUUGGUAAUUCUCCCCUCUAGCUGCUACACAUUAAAACUAGUUACAAUAAUAUGGUGUUAGAUGAAGGUAACAACCUACACCUGAUGAGUUUGAGUAAUCUCAUUACCUUUUUGUUGGAUAAUGUAUUAAUAUUAUAGAGAGAAGUUACAUGUUAAUAUAGGUUAAAGGAGGAACCUUUAAUUACAAGUAGCAACUGAAGGCUUCUUUAAUUUUCAGUAUUAAAAGGUUCCUGAUUCUUCUUCUUUCACAGGGACAUGGCAAAGAACUUGCUGACCUGGAGGAACAGAUGGCUGCUACUAAAUUAGAUCUGAAAAUGGUAAUGACAAACAUGAUGAUGGAUUUUUAUAGAAGUCCAUAUCAAACAAUUUUGUUUUAUGUAAUUUUCCCUUUUUUUACAGACAAAAGAAAAGGGCUCUACUCAUGCUGCGUCAUUGCACGAUGAGUUAACAAACACCAAGGUGAGAUAUUCAAAUUUGUUACUUAAACACUUAUGUGAUCAUAAAAAAAAAGUUACUUAAGAGUCAAUCUUUUUAAUCCUUUUGUUCAGUGGAUUAUCUUCUAGGUAGAAGUGUGUGCAUACCCUGUCUUACUCCUUACCAAUUUCCACAUAUUGGUGUUAAAAUAUGACUGAAACUAAUUAAAAAAAGUAAUUGCUUGUGAUUCUAGAGUUAGCAAUUUUGUAUGGUAAUUAGAUUUUAAAAUGAUAUGCCUAAAUGUUUCUGUUUUAAUUUUUAAUUUCUCCUCUUGUGUAGCAUGAGAUUCUAAGGCUUCAACAUGAUUUAGAAGAAGCACAAAAGGUAAAUAAUCUCUUGUACAGUACACAGGGAAUCUGUUUUAUGUCACUGCUAUGUUUUUUAGUCUUUCUCUUUGCUGGAAGAAUGUUGCCUUAAAACUUUUCUUGUUUUUUCAGGAUCUUGCCAAGAAAUUUAAUGAAACAACUCAAUACAAGAACAUGAAGCAGAUGUUGACCUCAAAGAAUGACCAGAUUAAAGAUUUACGUAGUCGCUUACGCAAGUGA
Molecule: messenger RNA, 5736 nt
Organism: Pocillopora meandrina
Lineage: Eukaryota; Metazoa; Cnidaria; Anthozoa; Scleractinia; Pocilloporidae
Source: the annotation of a GenBank genome assembly